CUAGAUCGCGGUGUUUUGUUAAUGUUGCUGGAUAAAGUAGAAUGUUGUGUUAUCGACUGUUGAAACCAUUUUCGUAACGUUUUGCCGCUUAUGUCGGCAUAGGAAGUUACUAUAUUAUUUUCAAAAAGUUUGUAUUAAUAUACAGUGCGAAAAUAAAAAGUUUAAAAGCGAAUAGAGUUUGAAGUGAGGUUUUUGUGUGAAAUGUUUGGAACUAAUCUGAGAAACUUUUAAAAUUUUCAUUCUGGCUGUCCAGUUCGUUUGUGGUUGUACAUAGGAAAGCAAUGUGAUCACGUAAUGGCGGGUAAGGCGUUACAGUGGAAAAUUGUGGAUAAUCCCGCUGGCCCCCAGCCACGGCCGAGACAUGGGCACCGCGCUGUUGCAAUUAAAGACUUAAUGGUGGUUUUCGGUGGCGGAAACGAAGGAAUCGUCGAUGAACUUCAUGUUUACAAUACAGCUACAAAUCAAUGGUUUGUACCUGUCACAAAGGGGGAUGUGCCCCCUGGCUGUGCCGCAUAUGGUUUUGUAGUGGAGGGAACUAGACUUUUAGUUUUUGGUGGUAUGGUGGAAUAUGGCAAAUACAGUAACGAACUGUAUGAGCUGCAGGCGUCGAAAUGGGAAUGGAAAAAAUUGAAGCCGCGGCCUCCGAAGGCAGGUCCGGCCCCUUGUCCAAGGCUCGGACAUAGUUUUACUCUUGUUAACACUAAAGUGUACCUGUUUGGUGGUCUAGCAAACGAUAGCACCGAUCCGAAAAACAAUGUACCGAGAUACUUAAACGACCUAUACACGUUGGAUAUACGUAGCGUGCCCAUCCAAUGGGACAUGACCUUGACGAACGGCCCGUCUCCCCCGCCCAGGGAAUCGCACACAGGCGUCGCCUAUGUGGACAAGAAGAAGGGAAAAAGUUUCCUCGUCAUAUACGGCGGCAUGAGCGGGUGCAGAUUGGGGGAUCUCUGGUUCUUGGAGACCGAAACGCUUUCGUGGAGCAAGCCUCAGAUAUCCGGUAUGACCCCGUUGCCCAGAUCUCUCCACACCUCCACUCUCAUUGGGCACAGAAUGUUUGUGUUCGGAGGCUGGGUGCCAGUCGACGAAGUCAAAACCAUAUCGAACGAAAAAGAGUGGAAGUGCACCAGCACAAUGGCGUGUCUUAAUCUUGAAACGCUCAACUGGGACGAGCUCGAUAUAAACGCCACCGAAGGUAAUGUGCCUUGCGCCAGAGCUGGACACUGCGCUGUCGGAAUCAGUACUAGAUUAUACAUUUGGUCUGGCAGAGAUGGCUACAGGAAGGCAUGGAAGAAAAACCAAGUUUGUUGCAAGGAUUUGUGGUAUCUAGAAAUCGAUAAACCACCCGCGCCAAGCCGGGUUUCGCUCGUCAAAGCAGCAACUUCAUCCCUUGAAGUAAACUGGACCGGAUCUCCAUCUGUCAGAUGUUACAUUUUACAAAUCCAGAAAUACGAUUUGCCUCCUCCAGCAGCCAACACCCCCAAACCAACCCCCUUGCAACAAUCGACGGCUCUCCCCGAAGAAGAUAAAGAAUUAAGAGGUAGGCCAAUAAACUCAAUGCCAGCCAAAGCUCCACAAGUUUUGGGAUCUCCACCAUCAGUAGCGGCUCAAAAUAAAACUGUUAUAACACCAAACCAACUCGCACCGAAAGUCGUCACCCCAAUUAUUAAAGCUGGAAAUAGAGCAAAGGUCGUUACGACCGCACCUCCGGUGUUGUUAACAUCAUCUCCGAUUAUAGCAGAUGGCUCUCCCAAAACCACACAGGCAGCUGGCAUGUCUGGAAUACAGGCUCUAGCUGCAGCUGCGGCAGCCACGCAAAAAAUAAACGUUGUCCCACAAGCUACCCAAAUCAAGCUUGCGCCUCAAGUCCGGGUGCAAGGCACAACAGGUACAAUAAUACGUCAAGCAACCCCCACUCAAGUGGCCGGUAAGCAGUUGUUGGUCCAAAAGGGCGGUAACAUAAUACAAAAAAGCGGCGUGCAACAGCAGGUGGUGACUUUGGUGAAAACGAGCACCGGCGUGACGUUAGCCACGCUGCCGAAAGCGGGCGGCAACCUCGUGCAAGGCAAAACCUCGGGCACGGUGUUGCCGCAGCAGACGAAGAACACCAUCGUCAAAAUCGUGCCGGGCAAUACGCAGGGCAACAAAAUGUUGACCACGCUCAAAACGAUCCCGUCGAACAUGAUACAGAUGAACAAAACGACCGGCAAGAUCGUUUUGUCGAAAGGACCUUCGGGUCAGAUGCCCACGCUCGGUAACCAGCAGGUGCUGGUGGUCAGUUCCAACGCCGGCCUGAAGAACAUGCAGACGGUGACGAACGCGCAAGCGAUCGGCAUGCAGAACGUCAAAACUACCAUGGUCAACAUGCAACCGGUCGCCACUGCUUCUUCCAUUGCCGGCCUGCAAGGCGUGAAGCUGGGAGGCAAGCCGAUCACCAUAUCCAUGCCCAUGACCGUGGUGGGAUCGCCGAAAACCAUUACACUGUCCAAAAAUACGAAACAAGUGAUGAUUGGAGGCAAGCAAGUAACAGUACAAAUGGCCAGUGGUGCCAACAAAACCCUAACGUUAGUGCAGCCCAACCAAGGGGUUGGUAAAAUUGUGCGGUUGCCGAUGACAUCCACCGUCACGACAGCUAACAACGCGGAACAACCGAAACUGAUGGUCGUAUCGAGACCGAAACAACCUACAGCGUCUAUAGCUUCAGUGAGCUUCGACGGUCCGGCGACGACUGACGCGGCGCUUGCAGCUUUGGCGGCCGAAGCCGGCUUGAUUGACCCCGAGCCGGAAAAGGACCAAUCGAAAAAAUCAUCGGAAAGCGAGAGUUUGGAUAAAACGACUAGCGCGUCCGAGGAGGAAGCGUCCGAAACUUCUGUAUCAGAAGCUUCGGUGCCCGUUGUCGAAACCGUUGCCGGCCUCUUCGGCGGCACUCCGUUCGCGCAUGUAGGACUAAAGGGAGGCGGAAAGUUCAAGAAACCCGGUUUGUAUGGCGGUUCGCCCGUCUUCUCGUAUAGGGGCGGUCUAUUCGGAGGCAGUAAGGAUUCCAUCGACGCAAACAGUAAUAAACCUACGACGGCCGAGGCCGACUCGACGCAGACCGCAAUGAACGGCGCCGUUAAACACGAACUGGAAAAUAAUGUUGACGAACAGGAACAGAUGGAUGUCGACGAGAGCAACGAUAAAUCCGAGCCGAAGCCGGAAGCGGCGGCGGAAGAGGAGGAGCAAUCGAAAGACGACGGCAGCGAACCGAUGGAGAAAUGCGAACCGGAAAGUUUGGAAAGCAACGCGAUCGAGGCCGAGGAGAAGAAGGACGAGCAGCCGGCGGCGCAGGCGCAACCGAUCGCGCCGCCCGUCGACGAAAUCAAAAAGGAGGAGGGCGAAGACCCGCUGGCGGCGCUGGCCUCGGCCGCCCUCGAUCACUCGAAAGACUCGAAGAAGACUGAAAUCAGCAACGGACCGUCGGAUCAGCCGGCUAAGGAGACGUGGUACACCGUUGGCUUCAUCAAGGGUACCAGUUGCGACGUGCAGAGCUACUUUUUGCUCGACGACGAGACCACCGCCGACCUCACCACCGACUCUCUGCCGGAGCUGGCCAACUACACCAGGAUCAAUCUGAGCCCGGGCACGGCGUACAAGUUCAGAGUCGCCGCUAUCAACACCGUGGGCAGAGGAGACUGGAGCGAGGUUUCAGCAUUUAAAACUUGUUUACCUGGAUUCCCCGGGGCCCCGUCGGCCAUUAAGAUCGCAAAAUCCAUUGAAGGGGCGCAUCUCUCGUGGGAACCCCCUAGCUUAAAUCAAGGCGAAAUUCUGGAAUAUUCAGUUUAUUUAGCCGUCCGCGGAAAGCAGCAAGAAAAACCCAACAAUCCUCCUGGACAACUUGCGUUCGUGCGCGUCUAUUGCGGACCAAGUAAUCAAUGUGUCGUGUCCAAUCAAUCACUGUCAGCAGCACAUUUGGAUACGUCGACAAAGGCGGCCAUCAUUUUCCGCAUCGCCGCCAAAAAUGACAAAGGAUAUGGACCUGCCACACAAGUCAGGUGGUUGCAAGAUCCCCAAUCGACGAAUAAAGUGACAAAACGUUUGCCAGAAGGUCAGCCAGCAACUGUGAAGAAAAUGAAGUUUGACAAAGAAGAUAUGUAAAAAAUAUAAUGAGUGUUUAAUAAGGUUUAGCAAAUAAUACAAAGAAUGUUUACUGAGGUUUAAAUAAUUAUUAAAUAAGAUGUGGGAAUGUAAGAGCGCGCGGCAUUUGCUCGUGACUUUUUCCGUUUAACAAAGCGACGCAAGAGAGAACAUUCUAAAGUGUGUUUAUAAUUUGUAUAGUGUUAGUGGACUGAUAAACACUAUUUUAUUUUUAUAACUAGUAUUUGAAAAUUCUAUUUUAUGUUGGUUUGUGUGAAUAUCAAAAACGAUAUCUUUUAUUUAGAGAAAAACAAAAAAUUAACUUUGUAUGAGAGACGUGUGGUUGUUGAGUGUACAAUUCUCCUCUAUUUUUUUAGUAAGAUCGCCUUCAAUCAAAUUUAGGUGUAUUAUCCACAUUUGGAGGUUUGUAUUAUUUGUAGAAUAUAUUUUCAUGUUUGUUAAGGUGCUUUGGACAAUGUUUAAAUUAUACAUAAAGCAACAACAAAUAUGCGGAUACAUUUUUAUGAACUACUGUCUUACAUGGUUUUUGAAGGCCGUUAUUUUGCCUUGCUCUUUUUGCAAACUCAAACUGUUUUCAUUUUCAUGUUUACUGAAUCUCCUUUCAUUAACAUUUUUACCAAUUUUUUUUAUUUACUUUAAUUUUAAUACAGAAUAACGCCAGAAAACAGUUUAGUUGCAAACUGGCAAAAGUGAAUUGUUCUAAAUAUACCAUCUCUGUUUAAUAUUUCAUAUAUUAAUAUACUCAAGUUUUAGCAAACUAUUUAAUAUUUAAAUUCUUUGUUGAAAUAUUUUAUUAUUCAUUAACAUAUUAAACAUUGAUGCAUACUUUUUUUGUAAACGUUCUUACAUUUUGUGGUAUUUGAUCCCACUUGCUUUGUCUGUAUUUUUUGUUUUCAGGCACUCUUUUGUACUUUGACAUUAAUAUGUUAUUAAAAUCUUUAAGUAUAUCUUUGUAAGAAAUUAAUUAUAUUUGAAAAAGAAAUCUGUUAUAAAAAGUUACUUCUCUUGUUCAUAAUAAUUAGAAAUUGUACAAUGUAUAUACAUAUAUAUAAAAUGUAAGAAUAAUUAGAUAAUAAAACAGUUAAAUUAUUUCUAUUUGAUACUUAGAAAAUUCUUUUUCUCAGACAUGUUUGUUUUAUGUAAGUGGGUUCAGCAUUUUUUCAACUUUUUUAACAAGUCCGUUUUUAGUACAUAAUAUUUUGAACAGGAAAUAGGUAUCUCUUUUCAUUUAUGCCUUAUUUGGUUAUAUGAUUAUAUAACGUUAUACAAAUAAAAAAUCAUCAGUAUGUUACAUCUUUUAUUUUUCCUCUUUAUCCCCAUUACAAAUUUGUAAUUAUUAGUAAAAAAA
Molecule: messenger RNA, 5482 nt
Organism: Brassicogethes aeneus
Lineage: Eukaryota; Metazoa; Arthropoda; Insecta; Coleoptera; Nitidulidae
Source: the annotation of a GenBank genome assembly